This is a messenger RNA of Fraxinus pennsylvanica, 579 nucleotides long. Lineage: Eukaryota; Viridiplantae; Streptophyta; Magnoliopsida; Lamiales; Oleaceae. The record is from the annotation of a GenBank genome assembly.
AUGCUUCUGGUCACCGGCAGAUCCAAGGGCUAUGGUUUUGUUACUUUUAAGGAUGUCGAGGCGGCUAGAAAGGCUUGUGAGGAUGCCACGCCGAUCAUCAACGGCCGUCGUGCCAACUGCAAUCUGGCGGCGCUUGGUGCCCGCCGCCCUAGGUCCGCCUCUGCGAAGCCUCCCCAGCAAGGGGUUAAUGUUGGACCAAGGGCUACUUCAACAGCACCUGCGAAUCACGUGCAAUGGUACCAUCCAGCUGGAGCACCUACUCCUCUCCCGUUUCAUCACCAGCAGCACCAUCAAGCUUUUCCUGUUUAUGGGUAUUCUCCAACAUAUAUUGCCACAUACAUGAAUUACAAUCAUAAACAUGGGCAUUUUUCUCAAGUAUAUCCAGCACAGCCCAUGAUGAACUCAAAUGCAGUGAUGCCUAUGUACCCUCUCUACCACUUUCAUCAGUCACACGCAAUGGGCCUUCCAGCCCACAUUUACUCACCAACUUCAGCUGGCCCAAUUCCGACAGUUCCGGCCUUGAUUUCAAAGCCCCCAUCUCUUGCUGCUCCUCAUUCAGUUUGCUUGGCUGUGGAAUAA